AUGGCUCCUAAGAAGACUGAGACCAAGGCCGAGGGUGCCGCUGCUCCCAAGCCCAAGUCCUCCGGCUCGCAGCACACUUACCAGGACAUGAUCACUGAUGCCAUCAUUUCGCUGAAGGACCGUAACGGCUCUAGCCGCCAGUCCCUCAAGAAGUAUGUGCGCGCCAACAACACUAUCAACGUCACCGAGAAGAUGUUCGACUCCUUGUUCAACAAGGCCCUGAAGAACGGUGUCGACAAGGGUGUCUUUGAGCAGCCCAAGGGCCCCUCUGGCGGUACCAAGCUGGCCAAGAAGGCCGCCAAGCCCGCUGCGCCUAAGAAGGCUGCCCCUAAGAAGGACGCUGCCAAGAAGGAUACCAAGGAGAAGAAGCCUGCUGUCAAGAAGGCCGCUACCAAGAAGGAUGCUGCCGCCAAGAAGGAGCCCAAGGAGAAGAAGGUUGCCACCAAGAAGGCUGCCCCGAAGAAGGCUGCGCCGGCGAAGAAGGCCGCUGCUGCUCCUGCUGUCGUUGACAAGCCGACCGUUCUUACUAAGACUAAGUCUGGUCGUGUCGCGAAGACGGCCGCUAAGCCCGCUGCGACAAAGAAGGCUGCACCCAAGAAGGCCGCUGCGCCGAAGAAGGAGAAGACGCCAAAGAAGGCAGAAGCUGCGGCGUAA
Dichotomopilus funicola is the source of this 654-nucleotide messenger RNA. RefSeq names its product linker histone H1 and H5 family-domain-containing protein. Gene Ontology annotation, biological process: nucleosome assembly. Gene Ontology annotation, cellular component: nucleosome. Gene Ontology annotation, molecular function: DNA binding; structural constituent of chromatin. Lineage: Eukaryota; Fungi; Ascomycota; Sordariomycetes; Sordariales; Chaetomiaceae. The transcript has 6 exons. The coding region runs from base 1 to 654 and encodes 217 amino acids. The record is from RefSeq and is a predicted model, not a curated record.